GAAGAAAUCAGAAGGCUCCAACACACCUUGGAACAGGUCAAUGAUGGCAAAGAUUUGCUUCAAAGCCAUCAACUUACCAUGGAUGAUGAAAAUAACAUUGACAACUAUCAUAUCAACCUCCAGCCCUUGGAAUCCAAAGUGAAAAUCAUCCAACGUGCAUGGCGUGAGUACCUGCAGCGCCAGGACCUGCUGGCCCAGGAGCAGCUGGACAAGCGCAGUCCCUCCCCUUCCUCCCUCUCCUCAGACAAGAUGAGCAGGUCCAUCAGCAUGAACACCUUCUCUGACAGCAGCACACCC
Messenger RNA from Acanthisitta chloris (rifleman), 297 nucleotides. RefSeq names its product IQ motif containing J (gene IQCJ). The annotation marks the transcript as partial. NCBI's taxonomy places the organism in Eukaryota, Metazoa, Chordata, Aves, Passeriformes, Acanthisittidae. The record is from RefSeq and is a predicted model, not a curated record. The transcript is spliced from 3 exons.